CUCUGCCCGGGCGUGGUUUGAACACCAGAUUUGCUGCAACAGAAGAUGAGCAUUCAUGGAUCAUGGUGGUGUUAUGUGCGCUGUGCAGAACGUCAUCCGUCUGCCCUGUGUCUCUGCACAGAAUCUUUGCCACUGGCGUCUGGACGUGCUUUAAUAGCAGCUCCUUCAAUGUGAGGACGGCAUUGCAGAGAACCCGGUGAAAGUUCGAGAUGCAUUGUGCUUGCUGACAAGAUGCAGGCUCUGCGAGCGCCCUUGCUCAGAAGCGGCGCUUGCAAGGUGGGAGUGUUGGAACAUAUCAAUGCUUCUCAUCAACAAAUUUCUACUUUCAGCACGCAGGUUUGUGGCCCUCGAAUCGUGUAUCGUUUUCGGAAUCAAAAGACAUCAGUUCCAAGGUUGAGGAUGCCAGCAGGUGGCAGGCCGACACAAAGUUGUUCAAACACAUCCCCUUUACAUGGAGCAAACGCGGUGUCUGGGCUGCCGGAAGGUGACACUCAACAACCAUCAUCCGGGCAGACCCGUGAAUCCUCAAAGGGGAGUCCAGGCAAAGAAAUAGAGAGAGGGAGAAACUCACCGGGGCAGAGCAGGAGUCUGCCUAGAACACGAGAUGUGUGGCGCAAAUCAGACGCAGGGAGAGGCCCAAGGCCCCCAUCGCAGAAUGGCAAACCACCACCUAGAACGGAAAAGCAACGGACGGUAUUCAAAGGGGAGGUCCCGGAGGAUGCCUCAGUGGCAAUCAUUGGGGGGGGCUUAUCGGGGCUGAUAUGCGCACAGGUGUUGUCUGACCAGGGGGUCCGGUCGACGGUCUUUGACACGGGCAAGCGCGGUCUCGGGGGCCGUCUCGCCACGAGACACAUCAGCACCCCAGGCGGCCAGUCUCUAGUUUUCGACCACGCUGCGCAGUACUUCACGGUUUCAGACCCCAUUGUUCAAAAGAUGGUAGAUCAGUGGGAAGCAGAGGGGUUAGUGCGGGUUUGGGAUGGGUCAGUGGGGAACCUGAAAAGAGGACAAUUCACACCGCUGCCUGGGGAGCAGCCGAAGUAUCUGGGGGUCGAUGGCAUGAUGGGGCUUGCAGAUCGACUGGGAGAAAAGGUGCGGCAGGGGUUAGCGCAAACUCGUCGCCCAUGUUGGGUUAGCCGAAUGGAGCCCAGCGGGGGGAAAUGGCGACUAAGCGAAAACGGAAGGCACGAGGGUGAUUUCGACUUUGUUGUGAUUGCCCAUAACGGGAAGUGUGCGAAUCGGCUCUUAGCUCCAGCGGGGGUCCCAGAAGUUGCAGCUCAAAUGAAGAGUCUACGCCUGAGCUCCAUUUGGGCUCUGCUCGCCGCCUUCGACAAGCCCCUGCCUCUCCCGCCCGAGAUCGACGCUGCGUUCGUACAAGACGUUCCGUCCGUUUCGUGGGCGUGCAACAACAACCGGAAGCUCAAGCGGAGCGGGCCGGAAUGCUGGACGCUCUUCAGCACGGCGGGCUACGGAAAGGACAACAAGGUUCCCCAGGAAGCUGUGCCGGCCCCGGUUGCCGCGAAGGUCACCCGGGAAAUGCUCGACGGCUUUGAAGACGCCUGGGGCGUCUCUCGGGGGACUUUCCCGGCCCCGAUCUUCACCAAAACGCAACUUUGGGGGGCAGCGUUGCCAACGAAUACGCCGGGCGUGCCUUGUAUUUUCGACCCCCUGGGACGGGUCGGGAUUUGCGGCGACUGGCUGCUGGGCUCCAGCAUGCAGGAUGCGGUGUUGAGCGGCCGAGCUAUGGCACUGCAGAUCGCCGAGUUUUGUCAGCGGCGGGGGGCCGGUACCGAGAGCCUCGCCAGCGGGCUGACCAAACGGUUGCGCCCCGUUGCGGGACACGACAUUGGCAGCUUCCCCGUAACAGAAGCAGAGCUUCUUACCGUGACGUAAUCGGUUGCGUAACCCUUAGUAAAGAAGUUUAUCUCAGUGUCACAACGUCGUCCCUGUCAAUGUUGGAGGCGGCCGUUGACAGUUGCGGGUUGAGUUUGCCUCGGUUUCACGUUGAUCAAGUUCACGUCAACGGCAAGUGAAGAUUCUUAAAGCAUGAGCACAUAUGCGAAAGCACAACUGUCACUUGGGCUGCGGUGACUUCACGUUUAUGUGAUCAUCGAAGCACUAGAUAAUCAGUCCUUGAAAUCGGCCGGCGGCUCUUGAGAAAGAAGAGCGUGAGAGCUUGCAUUCGGUGCCCGUGGCGUCUAGCACGGUAUGGUCCUCGGACAUAUCCAGCCCGGCAGCAAGCCUCUAAAAAGGAGUUUCAUGGGUG
Messenger RNA from Klebsormidium nitens, 2263 nucleotides. NCBI's taxonomy places the organism in Eukaryota, Viridiplantae, Streptophyta, Klebsormidiophyceae, Klebsormidiales, Klebsormidiaceae. The record is from the annotation of a GenBank genome assembly.